This is a messenger RNA of Vespula vulgaris, 1730 nucleotides long. Its product is annotated as tubulin glycylase 3C-like. The transcript is spliced from 3 exons. The coding region runs from base 287 to 1450 and encodes 387 amino acids. The record is from RefSeq and is a predicted model, not a curated record. Lineage: Eukaryota; Metazoa; Arthropoda; Insecta; Hymenoptera; Vespidae.
CAGGAUCUGCUAUUAACUUGGUCGCGCAUGUAAGUUGUGAACACCGGUAAAGGCGGCACGUUGAGAGCCGUUAUUAACCGGAUCGUUGAUGAAACAUAUACAUAUAUACAAACGGUAACAAAAUUUUCAACGAUUAUUUGAUAAAAGAUCAUCGAUUCGAACUAAAAAAGGGAAAAAUAUAUCUGUAUAACUAUUUGUCUUUCUCUUUCUCUCUCUCUCUCUAUAUAUAUAUAUAUAUACACACACACACAUAUAUAUAAAUAAAAAAAAAAGAAAGGGAGAAUAAAUGGCACCACGUAGAAAUGCGAAGCAAGCCGAUGUUGAGCCCGUGGAAAAAGUCGCGGAAACCGGCGAUGUAUCGCCUCCAAAACGUACAAAAGUGGUCAAACCUUUGUCCGUAAGUCUUGAACAAUUAAAGGAUACGAGAUCUACGAGAUCUACGAAAACACGUAACGCGGAAGAAACGGAAGAAAUAAUAGAACCGGAAUCAGAACCUAUUAAAAAAUCGAGAGCAAGAAAUAAGGUAGUGCCUGCGAAAUCAACAAAACUUGCAUCUCAGGAACAAACAACGAAAUCUGAACGUAACGUUAAGAAAGGAAAAGCUAUAGAAGAUAUAUCAUCGUCUAAUGAUCCAAAUGAUCCGGUUAUUGAAACGAACGAUUCGAUAUCUCAGAAAAUACCCGCGAAAAAGACUCGUGGAAAAACAGUUACGAUAAAGGCGGGAACAACGGAUAACAUCGAAGCCAAAGCAAAACCAAAAACAAGAGCCAAAAAAACUGAAACACCUAAAGAUACAGAUACCGAAGUAGUAUCCACAAAAGAAAAAAAAAAGAAUGUGGCUGAGAAAGUACCUAAGGAAACCAAAACAAAGGUAAAACCAUUAAAGAAAGUUGUAGAAAAAAAUGAUACUAUAGUUGUAGAAGUAAAGAAAAAAACUAAUGCUAAAGCUAAAACAACAGAAAAUAAUAUUUCUAAAGUAGAAAAAUCUACUGUGAAUGAAGAAAAAAAAGCCAAAUCACAAGGUACUAAAAAAAUGCGGAAUCAAGCAGAUAAUGUUCCAGAUGCAAUCGAGAAUAAUGUUGAAGAGACCAAUAAUUCUAAACCAGUUAAAGGAAGACAAAAAAAAGUAAAUAAAGAUAAUGCAAUUAUAACAGAUACUUCAAAGAAAGGACGUGGUAAAAAGGAAACAGUAACGGCUGUUGUAAAAAAUGUGGAGGAGAAAGAAUCAGAAAAUGCUGAAUUAUCAUCGUCAGAAGAAGAGAAGGAAUCAGAAUCAGUUGAAGUAUUAUCAAAAACUAAUAAUGUCCAAAAAUUGACAAAUAAUACUGAUAAUGAGUCACCAAAUUCUGAAAAUGAAGAUUCAACAGAAUUAGAUACUCCAGGUUUAAAUAAAAAUAAGAUAGAAGAUUCUAUAUCAGAUGGCAAAGAUAAUGCCUCAACAAGUGAAUAGUAAAUGUUAAUGAUGCAAAGGUACGGAAAGGGAGAAAACUAUUAUCACAAAAAAGAAGGAACAAAAACAGUACCUUACAUUCUUAAAGAAGUUAUAUUUUUUAAAAACUAAAUGAAGAAUACUAUUGGACUUGAUUCAUAUAAUCCUUUCUAGUCCUAACGUUUUAUUCACAAGAUUCUUAUUUGUCACAUUAAUGGAAUAACUCUUAAGUUUAUUUUUUUUUAAUAGUAUUGUGUAAGUUAUGUCUUAAAUAAAAUAGAAAUGUUAAUGCUUAAGGAAA